Lethenteron reissneri (Far Eastern brook lamprey) is the source of this 5830-nucleotide messenger RNA. RefSeq names its product DNA topoisomerase III beta (gene TOP3B). Gene Ontology annotation, molecular function: DNA binding; DNA topoisomerase type I (single strand cut, ATP-independent) activity. Lineage: Eukaryota; Metazoa; Chordata; Hyperoartia; Petromyzontiformes; Petromyzontidae. Gene Ontology annotation, cellular component: nucleus. The record is from RefSeq and is a predicted model, not a curated record. Gene Ontology annotation, biological process: DNA topological change; DNA repair; DNA recombination.
ACCGAGGCCUUCAGUCCAGGCUUCGCCAUCACCAGGGCAACACGGGGGCGAGCGAGGCCGAGCCGGGGCGAGAGCUUCUAGAACAGUUUAAAGUGUAACCCGGACGGAUUAAUCAUCAAGGCGAUAAGCAGCGGCCUCUACUGCCUCCUCGACAUGCGCACGGUGCUCAUGGUGGCGGAGAAACCGUCUCUGUCUCAGUCAAUAGCGAAGAUCUUGUCGCGAGGCAGCAUGACGUCUCGCAAGGGGUUCAACGGUGCGUGCUCGGUGCACGAGUACAUGGGCUCGUUCCAGGGGCAGAGCGCGCGCUUCAAGAUGACGUCCGUGUGCGGCCACGUCAUGACCCUCGACUUUAUCGGCAAAUACAACAACUGGGACCAGGUUGAUCCUGCAGAGCUGUUCAGCAAGGCUCCUACAGAGAAGAAGGAAGCAAACCCCAAGUUGAGCAUGGCAAAGUUCUUGCAGAUCGAGGGCAAAGGAUGCGACUACGUGGUGCUGUGGCUGGACUGUGACCGAGAGGGAGAGAACAUUUGUUUUGAGGUCCUGGACGCCAUCGCGCCGUAUCCAGUGAAGCACGGCUCCGAGCAGGUCGUGUUCCGAGCCAAGUUCAGCGCCAUCACCGACACGGACAUCCACAACGCCAUGAACAAGCUGGCUGAGCCUAACCGCUUUGAGGCGCUGGCUGUGGAUGCUCGUCAGGAAGUGGACCUCCGCGUCGGAUGCGCCUUCACCAGGUUCCAGACCAAGUACUUCCAGGGGAAGUAUGGCGACCUGGAUGCGUCGCUCGUCUCGUUUGGGCCGUGCCAGACGCCGACGCUGGGCUUCUGCGUGGAGCGACAUGACCGCAUCCAAUCGUUCAAACCUGAGACAUAUUGGGUGCUACAGGCCAAGGUGAGCACGGCGGCGGGCCAGGCUCUGACUCUGGAGUGGGAGAGGGGCCGCAUGUUCGACCGGGAGGUGGCGCAGACUUUCCUCGCCAUGGUGCGGGGAGCCACGGUGGCCAAGGUGCUGUCCGUGACUCAGAAGGAGAAGGCGAAACAGCGUCCGUUGGCUCUCAACACGGUGGAGAUGCUGCGCAUAGCCAGCUCCUCUCUCGGCAUGGGGCCUCAGCACAGCAUGCAGGUGGCGGAACGGCUCUACAUCCAGGGCUACAUCAGCUACCCGCGCACAGAGACCACCAGCUACCCUGACAACUUCGACCUCAAGGACGCGCUGCGCCAGCAGGCAUCGAGCCCCUUCUGGGGGGACUUGGUGAGGGCCUUGCUGGCCCAGGGCCUGAACAAACCUCGCAAAGGCAGCGACGCUGGCGACCACCCGCCCAUCACGCCCAUGAGGGCGGCCACGGAGAGCGAGCUGGGUGGCGACGCGUGGCGUCUGUACGAUUACAUCGUACGGCACUUCAUCGCCACGGUGAGCGAAGACUGCCGCUACCUGCUCACCACCAUCACGCUGUCGCUCGCGUGCGAGACCUUCCACUGCGUGGGCAAGACGCUCGUGUCGGCCGGCUACACAGAGGUGAUGCCCUGGCAGGCCAUCCCGCUUGAGGAGAGCCUGCCGGCGGUUGUGGCCGGAGAUGAGUUGCCGGUGGACAGCGUGGCGCUGCUGGAGAGGCAGACGGGCCCGCCGGACUACCUCACCGAGGCCGAGCUCAUCACACUCAUGGAGAAGCACGGCAUUGGCACGGACGCUAGCAUCCCCGUGCACAUCAACAACGUGUGCCAGCGCAACUACGUGACGGUGGAGAGCGGUCGCCGCCUCAAGCCCACCAACCUGGGCAUUGUGCUGGUGCACGGCUACCACAAGAUUGACCCGGAGCUGGUGCUGCCUACGAUGCGGGCCUCGGUGGAGAAGCAGCUGAACCUGAUCGCCAUGGGCAAGGCCGACUUCCAGGCUGUGCUGCAGCACGCGCUCAGCAUCUUCCAGCGCAAGUUCCACUACUUUGUCGACCACAUUGCCGGCAUGGAUGAGCUGAUGGAGGUCUCCUUCUCUCCGCUGGCCGCCACUGGGAGACCUCACUCGCGCUGCGGGAAAUGCCGUCGCUUUAUGAAGUACAUCCAGGCGAAACCGAGCCGCCUGCACUGCUCGCACUGCGACGAUACGUACAGCCUGCCCCACGGCGGCGCCCUGAAACUCUACAAGGAGCUGCGCUGCCCGCUGGAUGAGUUCGAGCUGGUGCUGUGGACGUCCGGGCCUCGCGGCAAGAGCUACCCACUGUGCCCCUACUGCUACAGCCGCCCACCCUUCCCCGACAUGAAGAAAGGCAUGGGCUGUAACGAGUGCACGCACCCGACGUGCGCCCACUCGUUGCUGGCGCUGGGCGUGGGCCAGUGCGUCGAGUGCGAGGGGGGGGUGCUCGUCUUCGACCCACUCUCGGCCCCGCGCUGGCGCAUGGUUUGCAACCGCUGCAGCGUGCUCGUGCACUUCUUCGCCGGCGCCCUGCGCGUCAAGGUGGUGGCGGCGGCGUCGUCGUCGGGGACGCAGGCUCGGCUGGACCCGCCGGACGUGGAGGAUUGCGCCCGCGCGGCGUGGGCCUGCGAGUCGUGCGAAGCGGCGCUCGUCGAAGUCGAGUACCCGGCAGCGCCAGCCGGUGCCGGCAACAACAACAACAACCAACAACAGCAGCCGGCGGCCCCCGCCGCCGGGGCAAAGGUUGUGAGGUCGCCGCUGCCCGACGGAGCGACACGGCACGUGGGCUGCGUGUUCUGCGACCCCGUCUUCGAGCCGCUUGUGCAGUUGAAGCACGCGCGGGCGCAGAGGGCCCGGCGUGGUGGGGGCCGGGGGGGACCGGCUGGUGCUGGCCCAGUGGGGGGCAGAGGGGGAAGGGGUGGGGGCGGAGGGGGGUUCCGUGGGGGCAGGAAGCCCAGGGAUAAGAUGGCGGCGUUGGACGCGUAUUUCGUUUGAGGUGGCGGUCGUUUCCGAGUGUGUGUGUGUGGUGCCCGUUGCCUGCGUGUGUGUGCGUGCUUGGAUAAAAUGCAGGAAGUUGGCACAGCGGAGGGCACAGGUGGUGCAUCUGCCAGUCAUCUCAGUCAGUCCACCCAUGUCACCCGGGUCUGUCUCGUGAUGUCUGCCAGUGAGCCUUUGACACUUAACGAUGCCUUAAUUUGCAAGAGUGAACCUGGGUCAUCAAAAGUACCAAAGCAUAGCAAAUCAAAAUCAGAACUAAAACUAAAAGAACUGCGUCUAUCGCGCGUCGAGGAAUAAAAAAUAUUGCAAAACAUGAUUUCCCAACAGCGCAAAUCUGCUCGGGAAGAUUUACCUCCACACUGAACACAGAUAGCACAAUAUUACAAAACUUAAGCCGCGGGAAACAUUAAUCAGGAGAUAUAUGGUGACUAUAAUACCAUACUAAUAUGUGAACAAACACGGACGUGUGACGUCAAAUGGAAUUGCAACUCAAUUCAUCGUAGAUAAAUUAAAUCGCAGCUUAGCAUCAAAUUGUGAUCGAGGUGUUAGGGUAACCAAUGGGUGCGUUCGAAGCGAUGGGAUUCCAGGCAGUUUUUUGGUGCAUUGGCAGAGAGAGAGAGAAUACGAGUGAGACCCGUGGGAGUGAAUUGGUGAACGCGGAAAAACGGAGCGUGUUGGUGGUGGGGGGGUGAGGAGUGGAUUUUGGGAAACUCAGUAACGGCAAACGUUUCUUGAAAUCCCGCUUAUUCACAGCACAUAAACAGGGGGGGGGGGGGGGUACCUCUCUGGCCUCCUCUCUAUGUGCUAUGAAGGAGGACCACUGCCCGAAACGUCGCCUUAUUGUAUGCUCGUUCACAUUAAGGCCACACACAGUGUUGUUGACAAUGUGUUGACAAAUGUGCUUUUUUGUGUGUGUGAUGUUUAACUGCGCUUAUGCACCACUGCCAACGCAGCAGCAGCAGCAGCGUAAUGUGUUUAAUUCCGAAUGAUCAUUCGUGUCGUUAUAGAGAAUAUAAGUAACAAAAUAAACAAGCAGAGAAUUCGCCUGCGGCACUAUCUACAUAAUGGGAUGUGGAAUAAAAGAAACACUUUGAUAUGUGGAGGGACAGUUAUGUAAAGCAGGCGAAAUAUCUGCAUGUUUAUUUAGUUCCUGAUUUACACGUUGGGGGGUGGGAGCACUAAGGGAAUGUUGAACUCAAAUUGUUUUAUGCAACUGAGCCCUUGGCCUUAUCACGAGCUUCGUCGUGUUUUGCCGACUGCAGCUUGUUCUUAGAUUUUUUCGGUAAAGUCACGUAGGUAAAAAAAUCAAAAUUAAUAAAAGUAAAUUAAAAAUAAAAUAAAAAUCACGACGUUUCGGAGGCAACACAAGCUUCCGUCUUCAGGUGGAACCGUCACAGCACGCUUGCUGUAUCAAGUAAAUGAGAGAUUCCAAGGGAUACUUGAUUACAGCAAUCGUGCUGUGACGGUUCCACCUGAAGACGGAAGCUUGUGUUGCCUCCGAAACGUCGUGAUUUUUUUUAUUUUACUUUUAUUAAUUUUGAUUUUUUUACCUACCGAUAAAACCUAAGAAUAUGAAUACUUGCAGUCACGAAAGCUUCAAAAUCUAGACUGCAGCUUGGUUGCGUUUGUUGUUUUUGUUGCCGAGUGUGGAUGCGCGGGUGGUGCAGAGCAAGAGUGUAGUUGCGAAGGUGGCGUCGAGACCACUUUGUUCACCGGAGGAAGAAACGCGAUCACGUUCGGCGCACGAGAGCCGCCCCCCCCUCUCCCCACCACCCGCGAAGGUGCCCGAUCUCGCCCGCUUCUUCUCGAAAGUCUCAGCAGGUUUUUUGUUUUUUUUGCCUGGCGAGUUGUCACUCGGAUGCGUGACCAACCAACAACCACUUAGGUGGGAGCUUGCCAUGUCCGGAAUAGAGGUUUUUUUGUUUUGGGUCAGAUCGCGUAAAUAUUAAAGUGUCGUUUAAGCCGCCGCCACCCGACACAGCCAAUUAGUAAGCUUGGUCACGUGAACAGAACGUGCCAAUUCGUUACUAGUACAGUGCACCGGUGUAUUAGAGAGGAAACCCACAACAUUUACAAUUGGAGUCCGACGUUUCGCCAGUUAUUACUGCUAGCAUCAUCAGGCGGACAGCCAGGUUUGUGGAGAAAUCCUCCUGCUAUCGUUCUAAAUAGAGAUAUAUAAAUGUGAUGUCACCACCUGUGAGGCAAUUGGGUGCAAAGGCCAGAGGGGGUUGGGGGGGGGUAAUGUAUGCAUAUAAAUUACAAUGUAUGCAUAUGAAUUACAAUGUAUGCAUAUGAAUUACAAUGUAUAUCCAUUACACAUGGCGAGCCACAGGGCUUUGCAGGCAUGGGCCUUCUCUUGUGAGUUGUGGCCAGGAGAUGGCAUCGCUGAGUGUUGUGGGGGGAGCUGUUGCUUUGUGGCGGUGAGCACGACACGCUAGGAACCCCCGGCUACCCAGGUUCGGAUUCCAGCUCACGGUCAACACGCACCAUUGACGAUUAUCUAAAGCGGUUCUGGGCAUCCCCUAGGUCGACUCGGCCUGAAAUGAGUACCCGGUCGGGUGUGUAAACAUGUUGUUUUCUCCUUCCCGACACGAAGACAAACUCUCGCGAGUAAAUGGAACUGGAGCCAAACAUCAUCCCGAUGUAGCCGGGACUCCUUGCUGAGCAAGAGAUGUGAAGUUCGGUGGGGACCUUUCGUGGCGCCAGUGAUCGGUGUUACAAUGGAAGCGGCGUUACACGAGUGUGUGUCGAUGCCGUCUCGGUGUGUUUGUAGUUAUCACGGCGGUUUUGCAUUUUACUGCCACCAGAACUUUUAUACAGCAACGUGGUGUGUGGGGGUGCGAGCUGGGAUGUGGGUGGAAGUGAACGAAUAUUACGACAUCAAGUCGAGAAAUACACCUUUGCAAAUGGCUUUACACAUUUAAUAUUG